Colletotrichum fioriniae is the source of this 2154-nucleotide messenger RNA. It is a transcript of the gene ESF1, whose product is annotated as pre-rRNA-processing protein esf1. Gene Ontology annotation, molecular function: RNA binding. Gene Ontology annotation, cellular component: nucleus. NCBI's taxonomy places the organism in Eukaryota, Fungi, Ascomycota, Sordariomycetes, Glomerellales, Glomerellaceae. The record is from RefSeq and is a predicted model, not a curated record. Gene Ontology annotation, biological process: rRNA processing.
AUGUCUUCAAAAUCUGGCAAAAACGGCAAGGUCGCCGACUCCCGUUUCGCAAAUUUCGAGACCGAUCCUCGGUUUCGACUUCCCUCCAAGAAGCACACCAAAACCAAGAUCGACAAGCGUUUCGCACAUGCACUAAAGGACGAAUCCUUCACAUCCGGCCCAAAAGUUGACCGAUACGGCCGCAAAGUCAAGUCCGACAACAAGAAGAAGGCGCUGAAGAACCUAUACGAGGCGGAGGACGACGAAGAAGACUCAGACGAGGGCGAGGGCAUCGAGGUCGAGGCCGAUGAUGUUGUCCAGCGCGAGCUGGCAAAGGCGGAUGCCAAGUACGACCCUGCUCGCGGUGGCGGCUUCUCCGAGUCCGAAUCCGAGUCUGAAUCUGAAGAUGACGAGUCCGACGAGGAAGAGACGGCUGUCGCUGACCCCAAGGCUUCCGUGUCGCGCCUGCGCGACGAAGAGGCUCAGGUCGAGGAGGGUGAGGUCACGAACCGGAUAGCAAUCGUCAACCUGGACUGGGACAACAUCAAGUCGGCCGAUCUGUUUGCUCUUUUCCACAGCUUCCUGCCUUCAACUGGCGGGCGCAUUGAAAAGGUUGCAGUCUACCCAAGUGAAUUCGGCAAGGAGCGCAUGCAGCGCGAGGAGCUGGAGGGACCCCCGAAGGACAUUUUCAAGAAGGAUGACUCCGAAGAGGAGAGCGAGGACAGCGAGGAGGAAGACGAGGCGAUUAAGAAGGAGCUGUUAGAGGAGGGCGACGCCGACGACUUCGACCACGAUGCGCUGCGAAAAUACCAGCUGGAUCGGCUGCGGUACUUCUACGCCGUCAUGACCGUCUCUGACAAGGCGACAGCACAGAAGCUCUACGAGGCGACCGACGGCACGGAAUACGCGUCUUCAUCAAACUUUCUCGACCUGCGAUUCGUACCCGACGAUACCACAUUCGACGACGAGCCUAGAGACGAGUGCGACAAGUUGCCGGAGGGAUACAAGCCUGUCGAAUUCACUACCGACGCCCUGCAGCACUCCAAGGUCAAGCUCACCUGGGACGUCAACCCUGACGACGCCGCUCGCAAGGCUUCUAUCAACCGUGCCUUUACCGGAAGCCGCUCGCAGAUUGAGGAGAACGACCUGAAGGCCUACCUGGCCAGCGAUAGCGAAGACUCUGGCGAGGAGUUUGCGGGGUUCGAUGAUGAGGAGGAGGCGGAGGAUGAGGAGGAAGCUGCCGAGAAACCCAAGCUAUCCAAGAAGGAGCUCGCCCGUCAGAAGAUGCGAGAAGCUCUUGGCCUCGGCGCCGAGGAGGAGAAGAAGUCAUCCAAGAACGCCCCCGUCGGUGAGAUGGAGAUCACGUUCACGCCCGCUCUGACGGAGAGCAAGAAGAACAAGAAGCCCGAGGAGGAGGAGACGACGAUUGAAAAGUACCAGCGCAAGGAACGCGAGCGCAAGGAGGCGAAGCGUAUUGCCGCUCGCGCCAGACGCGAGGGCAAGAGCGGCGCCCCCGUCGCCGAGGAGGCCGAAGAGGUCGAGGCCGACGCGGACGACAGCGCGGAGGACCUCGGCUUCGACGACCCCUUCUUCACGACCGACGAGCCGGUCAAGACCAAGACUUCCGUCCGCAAGGAGGAGCGUCUCGCGAAGCGCGCGGCGCGCGAGGCGGAGGAGAAGGAGAAGGCGGAGCACAAGAAGCAGCUGGAGCUUCUGAUGGCAGUUGACAACGCGGAUGCGGCGGAGCACCUGGAUCACUUUGACAUGAAUGAGAUUAUGAAGGCGGAGAAGGCCAAGAAGAAGAAGGGCAAGGCGGCGAAGCGGUUGGCCAAGAAGGCGGCUGCCGAUGGCGAGAAGCUCGGUCUGCAGGAGGACUUCAAGAUGGAUGUCGGCGACGAUCGAUUCAAGGCUGUCUUUGAUAGCCACGAGUACGCUAUUGAUCCCAGCAACCCCAAGUUCAAGGGCACGGAGGCGAUGCAGAAGUUGCUGGAGGAGGGCCGCAAGAAGAGAAAGGCUGGUGGGGAUUUGGAGGAUGUGCCUAUGGAGAGGGAAGGCAAGAAGGCAAAGAAGGCCAAGAAGAUUGGCGGCGGCGGCGGCGAUGACGACGACGAGGAGUUGAGCAGGCUUGUUGCGUCGGUGAAGAAGAAGGCUGCGAGCAAGGCCGGCAAGAGAUGA